Messenger RNA from Triplophysa dalaica, 1888 nucleotides. It is a transcript of the gene neil1, whose product is annotated as nei-like DNA glycosylase 1. Gene Ontology annotation, molecular function: nucleic acid binding; DNA N-glycosylase activity; DNA-(apurinic or apyrimidinic site) endonuclease activity. Gene Ontology annotation, biological process: base-excision repair. The coding region runs from base 388 to 1686 and encodes 432 amino acids. The transcript is spliced from 10 exons. The record is from RefSeq and is a predicted model, not a curated record. Lineage: Eukaryota; Metazoa; Chordata; Actinopteri; Cypriniformes; Nemacheilidae. Gene Ontology annotation, cellular component: nucleus.
UUGAGACACUGAAUAUGAUCAAAGCCGAUUACAUUUGCGAAUCGUGCUGCAGGAAAAUGCUAAUAUUUUAUUCAAGGCACACGUUGCUAAGCGACGCCAAGCGUGCGCUUUAAUGAAGCCCGUGGAGGUUAACGUUAGUUAGCACACGCAGAAGACUUUUAUAACACGUGAUUUCGCUUUAACACAAAUCACAGAAUGUCUAAAGACUCUAAACUAUAUACAGACUACGUUAUAGACGGAUGUGUAUGUCAGAGAUGUUUUCAGUCAGAUUUAUUUGUUUGCAUGCAUGUUUAUGCAACAACGAACUGCAGUGAAGCAAAGUUAAACUCCAUCCAUCCCCCUAAGUGCAGUCCCUGUACUCAUGACCAAAUCGAAAAUUGGUGAAGAAUGCCAGAAGGUCCCGAGCUCCAUUUGGCCACACUGUUCGUCAACAGGGUUUGUGAGGGUGUUGUGUUUACUGGUGCUGUGGAGAAAUCAGAAGUAAGCAAAUGUCCCGAGGUGCCGUUCUGCUGCGACGCCUAUCGCAUCAAAGCCCAGUCCAGAGGAAAGGAGACACGUCUCACGCUCACGCCCAUAAAAAACGAUGGCGACGAAAAAAGCAAGGUUGACAAAAAUCAAUCCCAGCUGCCCAUGGAUGUGGUUUUCCGGUUUGGAAUGUCUGGGUUUUUCCGAUUCACCACGGUGGAUGAACUUCCGAAACACGCGCACCUGCGGUUCUACACAAAUGAGACCCCACGCAAGGCUCUGAGUUUUGUGGAUCCGCGCAGAUUUGGAGGCUGGCAACCAAAUGGAAGUUGGCAAGCAGACAGGGGACCCUGUAUCAUAUUUGAAUACCAAAGCUUCAGAGAGAAUGUUCUUUCAAAUCUGUCCGACAAGGCCUUUGACAGGCCCAUCUGUGAAGUGCUCUUAAAUCAGAAGUAUUUCAACGGGGUCGGAAACUAUCUUCGAGCAGAAAUUUUGUACAGAUCACAAAUUCCCCCGUUCGUGAAUGCCAGGACAGUACUUCAGGGACUCGAGCUAAAAGACGAAGAUAAAAAGAAGGUCAAAGCGGAAAUCUCAAUUACCGAGUCCGCAGAUACAAUAAAGAUUGAAACCGAGACCCCGGAUCUUCUCUCUCUGUGUCACACUCUUCCAUUAGAGGUGGUCAAACUGGGUGGAAAAGGUUAUGACCCCCAAACGUCGGAUUAUUCGAAAAUUAUAGCCUGGAUGCAAUGUUACGGUGUCGAUGGAAUGAAAUCAAUAAGAGACCGCAACGGACGGACGAUGUGGUUUAAAGGUGAUCCUGGUCCUAUGGCCCCCAAAGGUAAAAUUAGAAAUGUGGGAGGAAAAAGGAAAGUACAGAAGAGUGAUCAUGAUUACACGGAUUCAAAGAAAGCCAAGAAGAAACGCGCAGGCGAUGUAGCAAAUAAAAAGCCUGUUAAGCGAAAGGAGAUCAAAAAUAUAAAGGAGGAAACAAAGACAUCCAGGUCACAGCGUUGCUUAAAAAGACAGAAAAAUGAUGAAAAGGCGAUUGACGUAGAAGAAACCAAAAGACCAAACACACGCAGGAGCGGAACAGCAGGAACUAUGGGCCAAAAUAAGAAGCAAGUGAUCGAAAGUCAAACCCCAAAUAAAGCUGCCACCUACAGGAAACGCACCACAAAAGGAAAGUCAAAGCGGAAAAGCAGCCAAGGUCGUAACACAUGAUGCGAUUCCAAGCAAUGGUUUAUCGGAGCACCCUUGUUUUUUUAUAAUCUGUAAGACGUUUAUAAUGUAACUGAAAAAAAAAAAAACUAUAAAUGAAAGUCCUUAUAUUUUUGUAGCAUUAAAUGUAUUGGAGUUUUUUUAUGUAUUGUAAUUUGCUUAAAUCCUAUAUAAAAGUCUUCAAAAUAAAUACAAUCAAUGAUCA